GAUUAAAGACGUUUUCAUCUCACUUCUUGCAGGUGUUUUAACAAACAGAGGUAAUCUGUGAAAGACUGGUUAUUUUGUAUAAAUUAUAAUCCAGCCUGUAAAGCUUUAGGGCAGACAAAAACCCAUUCCCUCUGUGACUGGUACUUGAACUGUGGGGACUUGGCUUUGACAUAUCCCUGUGGAUGGACUGAAGGUGGGGAGGAAAAGGGCAUCGUGCAGGCUCCCUCUAGUAUGGCAAACAACAUUCACAUGAGUGGGCUGCUCAGCCGCCAUGAUGAUGAAGCCACCAGGACUUCUACUUCUGAGGGCCUGGAGGAGGGCGAGGUGGAAGGGGAGACUCUCCUGAUCGUGGAGUCUGAGGACCAGGCUUCUGUGGAUUUAUCGCAUGACCAGAGCGGCGACUCCCUGAACAGUGAUGAGGGUGAAGCGUCCUGGAUGGAGGAGAUGUCCUAUUACUGUGAGAAGUGCCAGAAGUGGAUACCAGCAAGUCAACUGAGAGAACAGCUCAGCUACCUCAAAGGAGAUAACUUUUUCAGAUUUACUUGCUCUGAUUGCUCAGAAGACGGGAAGGAGCAAUUUGAACGUCUGAGAUUAACAUGGCAACAAGUUGUCAUGUUAGCAAUGUACAACUUGUCUCUGGAAGGAACGGGCCGUCAGGGGUACUUCAGAUGGAAGGAAGACAUUUGUGCUUUUAUUGAGAAACACUGGACUUUCCUAUUAGGGAACAGGAAAAAGACCUCAACAUGGUGGAGCACAGUUGCUGGCUGUCUCUCUGUGGGGAGCCCCUUGUUUUUCCGCUCAGGGGCACAGGAAUUUGGAGAACCGGGAUGGUGGAAGCUGGUUCAUAACAAACCCCCAACAUUGAAACCUGAAGGAGAGAAGCUGUCUGCCUCUGCUCUGAAGGCAAAAGCAGCUUCCAAGCCCCCACUGGAUCCCAUCAUUACUGUGGAAGGUCUUCGGAAGCGGGUGAGCCGCAAUCCAGUCGAGUCAGCCAUGGAGUUGAAGGAGAAGAGGUCCCGCACUCAGGAAGCCAAGGACAUUCGGAGAGCCCAGAAGGAGGCGGCCGGGUUCCUGGAUCGCAGCACUUCCUCCACUCCUGUGAAGUUCAGCAGCCGCUGCCGCCGGCCUGACAUUGUCCUGGAGAAAGGAGAGGUCAUCGACUUCUCCUCCCUGAGCUCAUCCGACCGCACACCUCUGACCAGCCCCUCUCCGUCUCCGUCCCUGGACUUCUCUGCUCCUGGCACUCCUGCCUCGCACUCAGCCACUCCCAGCCUGCUCUCGGAAGCAGAUCUCAUCCCGGAUGUCAUGCCACCACAGGCAUUGUUCCAUGAUGAUGAGGAGAUGGAAGGAGAUGGAGUCAUAGACCCAGGAAUAGAGUAUGUUCCCCCUCCCAGUGGGACAGCUGGUGCUGGCACCAUGAUAGCAAGCAGAAAAAAAGUGAAGACAGCUGAACAAAUCAAGCAAGAGGUGGAGAGUGAAGAAGAGAAAACAGAACGGAUGGAAGGUGACAGUGAAGAUCCUGAAGAGUCAAACACACCCUUGCAGGUGAGAGGACGAGACAAAGGGAAGUCACAGCUGGAGAAGGAUGCUAAACCCAGAGUUCCCAAGCGCACCUCAGUUAGCAUCUAUGAGGAGAAGCUGCUGCUGAAGAGACUGGAAGCCUGUCCCAAUGCCUUGAGCAUGACCCCAGAGGCCCAGAGGUUGAGGCGCAAGCUGCUGGUCAGGCAGGCCAAGAGGGAAAGAGGACUCCCACUCUUUGACUUGGACCAGGUCGUGAAUGCUGCACUGCUCCUGGUUGAUGGGAUUUAUGGGGCCAAAGAAGGUGGUGGCUCCAGGUCCCCAGUAGGGCAAGCAACAUACAGAACUACUAGCCAGGACUUCAGGAUCUUGGACAGGUACCAGACAAUGCUGCCCACCACAAAAGGAUAUCGCCAGCAGACAACCAAGUUUCUGUACCGCCUGGUAGGCUCAGAAGACCUGCUGACAGACCACAGUAUUGUCAGCCCUUACACCUCCCGUGUCCUUAAACCUUACAUCAGACGUGAUUAUGAGACAAAGCCCCCAAAACUCAGGCUGCUGGCAGAAAUCCGGGCGAAUCCACACAGGAAUGAUCUCAACUGGAAGGCUGAGCCAGAAGCACCCAUUGAUUACUGCUACGUUCGCCCUAAUCACAUCCCCACUAUAAACUCCAUGUGCCAUGAAUUCUUCUGGCCUGGAAUCGAUUUGUCAGAGUGCCUGCAGUAUCCAGACUUCAGUGUUGUUGUUCUUUACAAGAAAGUUAUCAUUGCCUUUGGCUUUAUGGUGCCAGAUGUGAAGUACAAUGAAGCUUACAUCUCUUUCCUGUUGGUGCACCCUGAGUGGAGAAGAGCUGGGAUUGCAACCUUCAUGAUUUAUCAUCUUAUCCAGACCUGCAUGGGCAAGGAUGUCACCCUUCACGUCUCUGCAAGCAACCCUGCUAUGCUGCUCUACCAGAAGUUUGGAUUUAAGACCGAGGAGUACAUUUUGGAUUUUUAUGACAAGUAUUACCCCUUGGACAGCAAGGAGUGCAAGCAUGCUUUCUUCCUCAGGCUGCGGCGCUGAGCUGCUGGAGGGGUCUGGGGACCUAGGAAAAGCCCAAUCCAUCCAAAAGACCUCCCCCAGCUUUUGGUGGAGGAUGUUGGCUGCCAUAGGAGAGUUGGAACACACUGGCAUGUUUAUCCCUAGGAUUUUGGAUGUCAACAGUGAGAUGUUGUAUGUGGAAAAUGCAAUCCAAGAGGAUUGCUUCAAGAGGAGAGGCCUGGAAGUACCAACUAGGAUACACUGAAACCAUUGGAAAAUUGAAAUCCCUUAUGGGGAAUUUUCCUGCCACUGUUACUUGGGAGAGCCUCAUUCGCAAACAACAACACCAAAAAACCUAACCACCCCCCCAAAACAAAACAAAAAAAACCCAAAAAAACCAAAAACCAAAACAACAACAACAAAAAAACACAAAAAACAAAACAACCCCCAAAAACAAAACAAAAAAACCCCACAAAACAACCAAAAAAACAAAACCCAAACAACAAAAAAAACACACACAAAAACCCAAUUCCCCCCCCCCCCCCCCCAAACUGUUUCUGACUUCAGAGGGGGCCCAUGGAUUUCAAGUUUUCAAACCUGUCAAAAAGAUGUUGCAGGGGUUUUGUCUGUGUUUUUGUUUAUGAGCAAAAAUGAACACCUAACCUUAAAUCAUUCAGUGUUUCUGUGGUCUGAUUGCUUUGUUAGGAACCAUCUUGAGUCUGUGAAGGGAAAUAAGGUAUUGGUGCCUGUAGCUGGAUGUUAACUUUAGGAAAGUUCUACACAUGCCAGAACUGUAGUCGUGGAACCAUGUUUCAGGAAUACUGAAGAGCAUGUGCAUACCUGUUAUCCCAAGUACAAAGCUCAGAGGAGCCACUUCCAUUUCGCUCCUUCCCUGCUGCCUUCCCUUCCCCUCCUUGCCCUGUGCUCAGUGUGAAGUGCAGUUGUAGUGCACUGUGUUUUGUGUUCAGGAACGGUGUUAGGUAGGUUUGUGUCUUGGCAAGGUAGGGCACCACAGCUGCCAAAUUCAACUCUGGAAUCUUUCCACCUCUCUGCCUGUUGUUGGUUUGUGGAUCAGCCCUUUGGUCCCACCCCUACCCACAGAGCAGCCUCAAAGGGCUCCAGCACCCACCUCCUCCAGCUACAAGCGCUCUGACUCAAAGAAACCCGCAGCAAAAAUCAGUGGGGAUGUUUGAAAUGCAGGCUCUGCUUUGUAGAAGCAGUCUGCUCGCAGCUUGGAGGGAGGAGAGGGCAGAGGUGGCCCAAGUCCAGUUCUUAGAAUCACCUAGACUCUAAGUAUCAGUAAAGAGAAGAGCGAAGACUAAAUAGAAAUACCCAAGAAUUAAAAAAUACAACCCUGUUGCUCUGGCAGUGGCUCUUUUCCUUUUCCACAGUGUAGCAGCUUCUCUCCCUCCCUUUUAGUGCAGAUGAAGAGAAAGCUGCACUGACCAAAGGCCAGGCUGUGCAUUGUAACUACGGCUCACAUCCGCUGGGAUGGUCCUUUCAGAUCAAGCCUACAGUGAACUACGCACCAAAUGUGACUUUUUUUUUGUCCUUAAUCUACUGUGUCUACUUGUUGGCUAUCUGACUAUAGCAGUAGUUGCCAUAGUGGAGUCUUAAUUUUGGCAGCAGAAGAGAAAGGGACACAAAAUAUGUUUUUGUGUAGCCAAUGUCCAUCAUCACCAGCACAAAACCAGUGGUAGUGGGAGGGGAAAGCAACUCAGCCAAGGGUUGUGUGCCUGAACAUCUGUGCAUAUUUCUAUCUGUUUCAUGACUUGGUGAAAAAUUUCAAUGUUCUUAAUAUUAUGAGUUAGCUAGAUUUUGAAAGAAAUGUAUGUCUUUAUGAAUGGAAUUAAAGCCCUGCCCUUGGAAAA
Molecule: messenger RNA, 4409 nt
Organism: Hirundo rustica (Barn swallow)
Lineage: Eukaryota; Metazoa; Chordata; Aves; Passeriformes; Hirundinidae
Gene: KAT14
Product: lysine acetyltransferase 14
Exons: 10
Coding region: 232-2580 (782 amino acids)
Molecular function (GO): acyltransferase activity, transferring groups other than amino-acyl groups
Source: RefSeq, a predicted model, not a curated record